CUCGUAGAAGACGCUCCUUCCACAAUCAUUCUUAGGCCCUACGUACAUGCACCACGUGGUGUAGCUCCUCUGGAGAUGCGCUUAGGUGGUCACAAUGCAUUGUACAAGCACGCAGUGAAACGUGCAAUAUGGCCUCAAACGAGGCAAUGCCAAUUCCUCCGCUGCUUCACCUCUACCUCCAGAAACAAUACCGUCGAGCUUGAUCUGUCAUUCAGAGACACCCCCAACCCUAAUGCCAAAUCCAUUGCGGUUAUAGGCGGCGGUAUCACCGGGCUCGCUACAGCUUACAAUCUGACCCAGCGAAUACCAGAUGCGAAAAUCACAAUAUAUGAGGAGAAAGACCGAUUGGGGGGUUGGGUAGACUCUGAGGUCAUUAAAGUCGACAAUGGAGAGAUAUUGUUCGAAUGGGGACCGAGGACAUUACGUCCAGCAUUGGGCGAUUCCGGACUAGCCACUGUUGACCUGCUGAAAGACCUCGACCUAGUCAAGGAGGUCCUUCCAAUAUCGAAACACAGCCCGGCGGCCUUGAACAGAUUUAUAUAUUAUCCAGACCACCUUGUGCUCAUGCCGGGUCCUGUUCGUGGAUUCUUAGAACUGCUCCAUCGGCUGUGGAUGGCCUGGGACGAACCGAUAUACGAAGGGUUGAUUUCGGCAGCCCUUGCAGAGCCCUGGGUUGCUCUGCGGGCUCCCGACAUCAAGGAUGAGUCAGUCGGACAUUUCAUGACGCGCAGAUUUGGGAAGAACUUGACGGAUAAUCUAGCAUCAGCUUUCUUCCAUGGAAUCUAUGCUGGCGAUUUAUAUCGGCUUAGCGUCCGCACCCUGCUGCCUAAGCUGUGGUAUCUAGAAGGCAGAGACAGGGAGAACGAACCCGGACUGUUGUUGACCAUGGUGGCUUUGAUGAGGAGUCGCCAGGUACCCGUCCUGGAGAGACAAGUCAGAUUCGCCGGAAUUGAUGUACGUGAACAGUAUAACACCAAUCCUCUGCGGAAAGCCUUGGUCGCGCUGCUGCAGAGGUCGAGUGUGUACACUUUUAGACGAGGCUUGGGUGAACUCACCACUUCACUCGAGACAGCGUUAUCUUCGAAUUCCAACGUCACGAUACAGAAAUCUGCUUACGUCGACCAUAUCAGUUUCAAGCGAGAUGAGAAGACUAUAUCAGUCAGCACUAAAUCUCCCACGAUCGAUAAGACGGCAUCGAAGUUCAACUAUGUGGUGUCGACUCUUGGGCCGUAUGCGAAGGCAAUGUACCUAACGAAGUCCAGGUCGAUGCAUGCGGACACCAGCGUUAAAGCAGCUCUCCGACGAAGCGGUUCCUCUGUCAGUGUUAUGGUUGUAAAUCUUUAUUACAGCAAUCCAGAUCUGAUACCACCGUCAUACAGAGGAUUUGGGUAUCUCAUUCCCCGUUCUAUACCUGCCGAGCAGAACCCAGAGCGUGCACUGGGCGUUAUUUUCAGUUCAGAGACUUCUGGACGCCCGGGUGGCUUUGAAGAUAAUAUGUUAAUGUAUCUCAAGAAGAUGGCGGUGGAGUUGGCACAGAAACAAGGCAACAUGACACAUACAGAAAAGCACAAGAAUCAGAACGACCACGCAACUUCCGCUCCCGACAGCGAGCAGGGAGAACUAAAUAAGUCACGACGUUUCAUUCCAGAGGAUGGGAAGGACGAAGGCCAAGAUACUGCACCUGGUACGAAACUCACCGUGAUGAUGGGGGGUCACUGGUGGGAUUACUGGGCUCCCGAAGACAUUCCGAGUCCAGAGGAGGCUAUUGACAUGUCUAAAACACUGCUCAGGAGGCACCUGGGAAUCGAUGAAGAGCCCGAAUUAGCGAAAGCACGACUGAACCGCGAUUGCAUCCCUCAAUAUCAGGUGGGGUACCGAGAUGAUAUGGCCAAGAUCCACCAAGCUCUUCUGGGUGAAUAUGAAGGACGCUUGAAAGUCGCUGGCCCAUGGUGGCAAGGUGCCGUGGGUGUCAACGACUGCAUCCAGAAGGCUCGUGAAACGGCUUGGGCAAUUGAACACCAGUGGGAUGAUCACACAGGACUAGAGGAUUACACAAAAGACGAGGUCUGGUAUUUUAACGAUGUCGGGAAAAGGGAGCUCACUCGAGACAACCCGCGAUAGGAGCCUGUUGCUGCAAGCGCAAAAGAUUUGUCAGAGCAACCGAACCACCGGAUAUUUCACAAGGUGUCAAGCCAAAUCACAAUCGCAAAACAUGCCUCAUUGCGAAUUCAUACUCAGCACAAGGAAGGACGCAUGUCGCGAAGUGCAAGAGAGGCUUCACCACCGUCGACUGCUUGAGAAAGAGGGGGAAACGAGAAAAGCUGAGUCAGUUUCAGCAAGUCCCUAGCUGGCACCUCGACGGAAAUAUUAUGUCGAACAUGGUCGAGGCAAGUUUGACAACUUGCACGCCCUUCACUAACAGAAUCAAAAUCUCGACCAAUCAUAACGCAUGAGGCUGACUGCUCUCUCCGCGUCCAGAGUAAAGCCUAUCUGCAUCCUGCAUCCCGCGUUCCAGACAGUAUCACGAAGAAAGGGAUUGGAUGCUGCGUGUUCGUCGCCAUCUGAGCACCGUAGGAACAUAGCCAACGGGUCUGGUUGUCAAAGAGCACGUGGCUUGACCAUCAACGCCGAUAUCGCCUGGUCACUUUCAGCUUUUAGCUUCCCUUACCUCAUUUCUUUCCGUCUAAUUUUGUCUACCCAUUCAAUGGCCCUGGCUCCGAACUGCCGGACGCCUGGCGGAUUGUCUCGCUUGCGUAUUCGACAUUCCUCUCGAUCUUCGGUCUGGACUUAUGAAUCACGACUUCUCAAGCUCUGCCAGCCAGGCACAAUGUACUCCGUACAGGCAUUCCUGUUCCCAUCCCACUACUUCCCUCGAACUUCUUCCAUUCAUGUAUGGGUAUGCUGAUCCAUCCUGCACCUCUCGAUCCAUAUAUAUAUAUACAGGCAGGUACGGAGACGCAAUACCUGAACAUCGCGGUUUACUAAUCCUCUACCGCGUAUAUCCCGCGCACCACGCCCUACACUGACAACAUCCUCCACACAGUAUCCACCAAGCCACGAGGCUAGGCUUCGGCAAGAUCCUGAUUUGAUCGUUUCAUUUUGUUUCGCUUAGCGCAAAAGGAGUUGUGCAAUUCAAUUGGAUGCAGUCUGUGUGGGAAGCAUAGGACCAGCGACAGGUCCAGAGCUUAUGUGAUUCGUACUCGGACCUAGGCAUUGCUUCUCCCUCUGACUCUUUCCUGUCCUUCUUCUCUUUCCCUUUCUCCUUGCUUUACGAGCACCUCGCGGAAGUGGGCAGAUGUCAUUUGGGUCGACAGCUGUUCUUCAGGAGGUUUCAUGUCCUCAGUUGGAUCCAUCAACCCGGCGCAGGCGUCGACAUGUGUAGCUCAGCUCCGAACAUCAACCCUUUGACCUCACGGGGCCCGGCGGUGACCUCGUCGACAUAAUGAACGCUUCGAUGCCUCAAAUCUUCGAAUUUUGAGUCGAGAACCGAACGAGAGCUGAGAACACUCGAGUUCAAGAGACCUCAACAACAGUGGCAAGACAAUCAACCCAAACCAACCAACCCAACUUGGCAAAGAACCAUACCGACCGACCGGCCGGGACAAGUUAACUGUGCUUUGGCUUUGUUACUGGGAAGAUGUUUAUCUCCCUUCUCCCGGCCAGGCCCUCGGCGGGCUCGACUGUCCCGUUAUUGUCGUCGUGUCGCGAAGACAUCGCAGAUGCCUCAGAUCGUAUCGACAAAGUAUUUCCCCAUUCGCGACCAAGACACCACAAAAAGCCGACCCCCUUUGGUCGGGCUUCGCCUUGACCUGACGCGACAGGACGCGACACAUCACACGACACGACGCAACGCGGCUUGUUCAUGAAAGCGAGCAGGAAGCAAGACAAGAGCAUCGAAAACGAACUGUACUCAGUAAAGCAGUCCAGUCCAGAUAACGCAAAAAGACGAGCAGAGCAGCCUGAAGAAGGGCGUGCACAGCCUGUCUGUCUCCCUACCUCGUCAGGGAAUGUUUUCUUUCCCUUCUCACGGUGUACGUUCUCGUUCUGCGCUGUGCCUAUCUAUCUCAUUUCACCACAGAACCACACAACCAACGAACCAACGAGAUCGAGGCUAUGUACGUUAGAAGGCCAGAACGACUCGGCGUAUAGAAUUGCCCAAAAAAGGAGCAAGAGUAAAAACAUCCGUCUUUCCUGCGGAGAACUCGGCAUGGCAUGUCAUAAUACCAGACCAACGAAGAAAAGGGGAGCAAGACGCCUUUCAGCCAUAGACAUGGAUAUGGCCUCUACAAUAACCGAAUCUGGUUUGAUCGCGAUACUCCUGACACGAAAUGAAAAACGAAAACGAAGACGAAAAUGAAAAC
Molecule: messenger RNA, 4361 nt
Organism: Exophiala xenobiotica
Lineage: Eukaryota; Fungi; Ascomycota; Eurotiomycetes; Chaetothyriales; Herpotrichiellaceae
Product: protoporphyrinogen oxidase
Exons: 2
Coding region: 76-2121 (681 amino acids)
Biological process (GO): heme biosynthetic process
Cellular component (GO): mitochondrial inner membrane
Molecular function (GO): protoporphyrinogen oxidase activity, oxygen as acceptor
Source: RefSeq, a predicted model, not a curated record